Sordaria macrospora k-hell is the source of this 1449-nucleotide messenger RNA. RefSeq lists its product as uncharacterized. Gene Ontology annotation, molecular function: pyruvate dehydrogenase (acetyl-transferring) kinase activity. The record is from RefSeq and is a predicted model, not a curated record. Gene Ontology annotation, cellular component: mitochondrion. Gene Ontology annotation, biological process: protein phosphorylation; regulation of glucose metabolic process. NCBI's taxonomy places the organism in Eukaryota, Fungi, Ascomycota, Sordariomycetes, Sordariales, Sordariaceae.
AUGGUCUUCGGCCGCUCCCUGAACGAGUCAAGGUUGAUCAGCUCUGCCAACUAUGUGCGAACGGAACUUCCGACGAGAAUCGCCCACCGAAUCCGCGACAUGCAACGCCUCCCCUACGUAGUGGUAACCAACCCGCACAUCAACCAAGUCUACGACCUCUACUACACAGCCUUUGACACCUUCCGCAAGAUUCCCGAGAUCAAGACCCUCGAAGACAACGACGCUCUAUGCGCCACCAUCCGCUCCACCCUCAAAGCACAUCUGACCGUGAUCCCCAACCUAGCCAUGGGCAUCCUAGAGUCAGCCGGGCUCAUGGACGCAAAAGAGCUGGACAAGUUCAUGAACAUUCUUCUCCGGUCCCGCAUCUCCCGCCGCGUCAUCGCCGAGCAACAUCUAGCUCUAACCGACACCUUCAACGCCCCCUGGUUCUCUCCGGGGGCCAAGCUUUCCGACUACGAGUUCAUCGGCGAAGUCUUUCUCAAGUGCGUCGCCAAGGAGGUCGUCGAGCGGUGCGGCCAGGCCAUCCGCGACAUCGCGCAGCGCGCCUACGGUCCGGACGUGGCGAUCCCGGAGAUCAAAGUCGACGGACAUCUGGAGGCCAACUUCCCGUAUAUCCUCAGCCACCUCGAGUACAUCAUCGGCGAGCUCCUCCGUAACUCGGUGCAGGCCGUGGUGGAGAAGCACCAGCGCUACAAGGAGAAAGUCGCCGCAGCGGGAGGGAACACGGACGAGAUCGGCCCCCCGCCCGCGAUCGAGAUCACUAUCUGCGAAAGCAAUCAGCACGUCAUCAUCCGCAUCUCGGACCAGGGUGGCGGCAUUCAGCAGGACGUUCUCCCUUAUCUGUGGUCCUUCAGCAAGGGGCCGUCGAGCCAGCAGCUGCUCGCAAAUCUGGGACAGGUGCCCAAGAUGGCGGCGACGAUGCAGGAGCUAAAAGUCGAGGGUACUUCCUCCUCUAGCGGCGGCAACGAGGCCAGUGAAGCAACAACAUUGGGCAAGAUCCAACAGCAGCAGCAACAGCAACAGCAACACCAACACCAACAGCAACAGCAACAGCAACAGCAACAGCAACAGCAACAGCAACAGCAACAGCAACAGCAACAGCAACAGCAACAGCAACAGCAACAGCAACAGCAACAGCAACAGCAACAGCAACAGCAGCAACCCCAACAAAAACAACCCCAGCAACAACAGAUCAAGGGAAUCCAUAACGGCCACAACUUCCCCGGCGAUCCAGGCUACAGCAACUCCUUAGCAACACUAACCAGCCGCCCGCCAAACUUGCGCUUGGGCAUGGGACUACCCCUGAGCAGGGUGUACGCCGAGUAUUGGGCCGGUAACCUGGCGCUGCACAGUCUGGAGGGGUACGGGGUGGAUGCGUUUUUGCAGAUUUCGAAGCUGGGGAACAAGAACGAGCAGUUAACGACGCGGGCAACGAUGGAUGCGGUUUAG